This is a messenger RNA of Eremomyces bilateralis CBS 781.70, 1969 nucleotides long. RefSeq lists its product as uncharacterized. Bases 1 to 1857 code for a protein of 618 amino acids. The record is from RefSeq and is a predicted model, not a curated record. The transcript has 2 exons. Lineage: Eukaryota; Fungi; Ascomycota; Dothideomycetes; Eremomycetales; Eremomycetaceae.
AUGGCGUCUAAAACGGAUUCAAUACCGCCUCUUCACCCCUUCCUGGAGCCGCCAAGCGAUGAUAUGCUCUCUCCGGGAGAUAUACGGCGUUGGGAUGCGUUUGAAAAGCUUUCCUCACUGGCCUCACCAAGGCUGUGUCUGUUUCUGCUCUAUUUUGCUGUCCGGAUCCAGAGCAUAAUCGUGUCGGCGUCAUACGAUGUUUCGUUCCAGACGGUGCUCUACGGAAUCUUUCUUUUCAUCGAGAUGAGCUUCUUGCUCGCGGACAUCAUCUACUUUCUCGCACGCUCCAAGUCCCGACCGCGACCGCCUCUGAGACUUCUUGGAGAUGACCUUCCACGGGUGGACAUCUUCUUGCCGUGCUGCAACGAAGCGGAAGAUAUUAUCCUGAACACGCUCAGGGCUGCCGGCGGCCUGGACUACCCGAAGGACAAAUUCCGCAUAAUAGUGCUCGACGAUGGAAACUCGCUCAGCUUGAAGCAAGCGGUCGAAGGUCUGGCUUCCAUGAGCGCUCUGCCCAUGAUACGCUAUGUAGCUCGUGGGAAGGUUGUGGAGAUCCAUUCCAAGGCCGCCAACCUCAACUUUGGCUUGAAUUUCGUGUCCAGAUCCCCUGAAGGGCCGGCCCCUUACAUCGCGUCCCUCGACAUCGACAUGAUCCCCGAGGCCGCCUGGCUACGGAGCGCGCUGGCCGUCCUGUUGGAAGACCCGCGACUCGCGAUGGCAAGCGCGCCGCAACGGUUCUAUAAUAUCCCGCAUUCGUCGAUCAUUGCCGCGCGAUAUACACUGGAGCAAAAGGUGUGGGGAGUUAUGCUGGACAACCUAGGCUGCGGGAUUUGCAACGGCUCCGGCUUUGUCGCUAGGCGUCAGGCGUUUGAUGAGAUGGGCGGGCUCAACGUCGAACCGCUGCAGGACGACGCGCUGGUUCCCGCCUUUUUGCUCGCGGCGAAAGGGUGGAAAACCGCCCAAUUGGCCGAAGACAUGCAGUUCGGGGAGCAGGUCGUCACGCUAGCGGAUAUCGCGAAGCAGAGCAAGAAGUGGAUGAUGCAGAUCCUGUGCGCGGCGGCGGUGUUCCGCCACCCCGCGGCGACCUCGAUGCCCGCCACGAAGAAAAUCCAAGCGGGGUUUCUGAUUCUGCAUCAGGCCGUUUUCCGCAUCCCGCUCAUGAUAUCUGUGGGGCUCAUCCCCGUACUCCUGGCGUCCGGUCUGCCCGUCAUGCCGCCGAGCACCGUGGCGCUGGCCCUGGGCUUUGUGUUUUAUCUCAGUCAGUUCGUGGAAGGUUACUUUCAGUACACAGCAUCCGACGAGGCGGUCCCGAUUAUGGAGGACAAGAGGCUAUGGGUACUGCCGUACGAGGCCGCCGGAGUCAUGCGUCUACUCAGGGGCAAACUAUUUGGGCCUCGGUCACUUCCCCGAUUUCAGGCCACGGGGGCACAGGUCCGCGAAACGCCCGACCCAGGUCAAAUGAACGCGUUUUCCAAGAUCAAAGCCUUUCUAUGGGAUUGCUGGGGUGGAAUUCACAUCCAAUACAUCACGAUCGUCUCCCUAUCGCUUUACCUAGCAUACCAUGGGACGUCAGGCAGCCUUUCCAAGCUCGCUCUCAGCACCGGAGCGCCCCCUUUUGCCCUCAUCUGGGUCCACUGUGUACGAGACGCCUUUGUCCCAAUUGUGCACGCGCUGUCGGCCAAACCGCAACCUCCAUUAAAACACUUCCUUGCCCGAGAUCCAACCACGCACAUCGCAUAUCCUAGCCAAGAGGCCCGCGAGGUACCGCGACGCAGUCCCUAUCGAGCCUUAUGGUCACCGGUGACGUUCAUGCUUUACUACCUGUGUUUCAUAAUUUUCGUUUUCUCCCAUGACUAAUGCACGGUUGGCAAGCGGAUGGAAUGGGUCGACGUGACGCUUAUCGUGCGAUCUCGUUCCGGAGCUUGGCCCCAAUUCUUUAAAAUACCACGGCGUUGGCCUCAUGUAACAU